CGAGAUGGGAUAUUCGUCGUCGGGAAACAAAGCCGCCGAUGAAAGGUGGGGAGGGAGCAUGCGAGAAGCGGAAUCAGCGGUCACAAGAGGCGACCGGGCGGUCAAGAAGAACCGACGGGUACGCAUGGGAGUCAGAGGCGGUCAUGGGCCAGCGUCGGUUACGCUCCGUUGGGGCGUUCGUUCGUUCGUUCGUUCGUUCGUCGGAGCAUGAGCAUGAGCAUGAGACGACGGACGUGCCGGAGUGAGUGACAUCCGCAACAAAGUGUGCGUGCUCCGUUGCGCCCCACGCUCCGCACGCUCUGCGCUCCGUCCAGCAUGAUGAUGCCCCUGGGGGCUCGCUCGCUCGCUCGCUGCUGCUGCUGCUGCUGCUGCAGCCGAAGCGCCGAUCGGUGCAGGAGCAGGAGGAGGAGGAGGAGGAGGGGGUCAGCGUGACUGCUGGUCGAGGGACGGCGGCAGACUCGGGUAAGGUCAUGCGCGCGCCUGCGUGCUGACUCGGACGCCAGGUCUGGGAUCGGGGGACAUGUAGGACAGCCUGCCUGGCAGGCAGCCGGAGCCGGUCGCUGCGAAUUUCUGUUCGAGCGAGAGAGAGCCGAGAGAGCCGAGAGGGGACGAGGGGGACGGGGGACGGGGGACGCCAUUGACGGCUGCUUCUCGUGAACAGAGGUCGAACGGACCAAGAAGUCAGCGACAAAGCAAAAUCUGAGGGCCGCGCUGGAUUUGGCCCAUCCCUUCUCAUGAAGAAUGGCGGGCUCGGGUGCUGCUGCAAGAGCGAGAGCAGAUGCUUUCAUUUCUGUGACACGACCUGUUGAAAAUGCGACCGGAAAGCCUCACGACAGCCCUCCAGCUCACGGGCUGUCCUGCCUGUUAAUGGAGCGCAGGCCAUUGACUUAGACCGAAGCCAGCCAGCCACUGUGGAGUGAUGUCUGAAAACGGACUCGCCUCCGAGCGGCCAUCGUUGUUCCUCUUGGCUCCAGCUUUCCUUUCGUGGGUGGGGGGGCACCCCUCGAAAAGUCAGUCAGUGGUCGAGAGCUUACGACACAAUGGGCCACUGUUGCUUUGCGAGCGCUUCUGUUGUUUUUACUCGGGGCGCAGGUCCUGGGCGCGCUCGUGUCAAGAUGUUCGGAUUUCUGUUUCUCCAGGGUGCAUGGAUCCAGCCGGCUUGCAGCUCCGGCUCAAUGAAUCCACGCCUUGAUCUUCUUCCCAUGGUCGAACGCAGGAUGAGCCAAUUCCGUGCGCCACAUGCCUCUCGGAGCAAGUAGCAGCGCUGUGCGCCAAGGGCACACUCCUCUGAUCCAUCAUCCUCAUUGCUCGAAACCGCGUUCGUCAGCUGAACCUUUCGGGGAAGACAUGUCAAGAUGUGAUUACAUAUCGCAAGAGGAACCGAAAUGUUGGACCUGCUCGCCAUUGGAGCGCGCCCAGUGCAUUGACUUCACCACCCUGUGGCACGGCGCCACUUAUACACGUAGCCACCAGGCAGCAAACCCAAUAGUAACUGGUUUGAGGAAUCCAUGGAGCUCUUGUCAGACGAUGUAAAAAUACCGUCACAGGCCGCAUGCCGCUUAACGUUAGACACUGCCGUGCCCUCUUUUAAUGGUCGGACCUCCUGAGCUUCAGGGCUUCUUCCUCUUUGAUACGCUCAACCCAAAGAGAGUCAUUGGAUCGUGACCCUUGGGACUACACGAUCCAAGCUCGCUAGCAUGUUGGCCUUCUACGUGUCUGAAUGACUGAAUUGCAACUUUAUCUUGUCUGUGAAAUGUCUUGGGUAAGACUGUCGCCUACUAGCAAGUCUGUAUGCUCCUGCUGUAGCAUUGGACGACUGUUGGCGCCCACAACAUUGUGAUAUAAUCGCUCUGAACAUUGAACCGCAACUAAGCCUCUGCACUAAACGCAAGUACCAGCUGGACUCCUGAGUUGGAGGGAUGUUUCUUCUCUUGAUCUGCACACUCGGUACUUGAUUGAUGCCUGAACAAACCAGAGUAGAAAGUAGGAACAAUGGCUACUGUAACGGCGAACAGUUACAGAUGUACGAGAUUGGUUAACCACAAACGUACAAGUCACAAC
Messenger RNA from Marchantia polymorpha subsp. ruderalis, 2061 nucleotides. NCBI's taxonomy places the organism in Eukaryota, Viridiplantae, Streptophyta, Marchantiopsida, Marchantiales, Marchantiaceae. The record is from the annotation of a GenBank genome assembly.